UUCCUCCUCCUUCUCCCACUUCUGUUCCACUUUCAUUGGAAGUAUUUUCCACAGCAGCUCUCCAGAGCUGCAGCCCGCUGGGUGAGGAGCUCUGGGGCUGGGGCACAGGAAGAUGAGCCCAGGGAAGGAAACCCAAACUCCCACUCAGGCAGCACGAGUGACUCAGCAGGGCCAGGCAGGAGGAGGAGGAGGAUGACGGAGUGAGCUUGGCACAACCACAGCAUGAGGGCAUCAGAAACACCAGGGAGGUUUAUCCCCUUCUGCAGGGGAGGAGCAGAGGAAAAAAAAUCAGAAAAAAAGAGUGGUCAGGCAUUGGAAGAAGUUGCCCAGUGUGGGGUGUGCUUUAGAGUCUCUUCCACCCUCCAUGACCCUGAGGUUCUGCAAGGCAGAAAAAGAGGCCAUUCCCUUCUUUUUUUGGGAGGGAUCCAGCUCAUUUGGAGUGCCUGUGUUGCUCAUUUUGGCUGCUGGAAGCAGCCACCCUCAGUGGAACCAUCCUGGGAGCGGAUCUGGAGCCAUCCCUGCUGAUUCAGGGUCAUCACCUCUAAUUACUGGGUGUCUGACACGCCGGGUUUCGCUCUGGCCCCGGUUCCUUCUCCUGUCCCAAGGAGGUGGAAGGUGAGCGGGAGGAAUCCCACAUUUCAGGGACAGGAAAUUGCUGUCCUUGUCCCCAGCACUGAUCCCUCAGUGCUGCCCCAACAGCAGCAGAAUCAGCCUUGAAAUCAGCCUCGAAAACAGCCUCAAGAUCAGCUUUGAAAGCUUCAAAAUCAGCUUCAAAAUCAGCCUUGAAAUAUUACAAAAUCAGCCUCGAAAUCAGCUUCAAAGUCAACCUCAAAAUCAGCAUCAUCAACCUUGAAAUCAGCCUUGAAAUAAUUAAAAAUCAGCUUCAAAAUCAGCCUUGAAAUCGGCUUCAAAAUCAGCCUUGAAAUAUUUCAAAAUCAGCCUCAAAAUCAGCUUCAAAACUUUCAGAAUCAGCCUCAAAAUCAGCUUUGAAAGCUUCAAGAUCAGCCUCAAAACCAGAACCAAAAUCAACCUUGAAAUAUUCAAAAUCAGCUUCAAGAUCAGCCGAGGACCUGAGGAGGAAAUGGGGGAAAAUCCAGGAAGGAGAGGAGAGAGAAGCUCGAUCUGUUUUCCUCGUGUGGUGUUGUUUGAGGUGUUCAGAAUUAUUGGGGGAAUCUCCUCAGGGAUGUGUCCCCAGCAGGAAAACACCGAGUUCACCAGGGAGGGGCUGUGAGAGGGGAUCAGGAGAGACCAACCCUCCCCAUCCUGGCCUUGCAUGACCCAGCUCCUUCCCAGCAGGAUCAGAAGCUGAAUUUGAGCAUUUUUACAAGGCUGUUCUGGGUUUUUCACGUGUUUUGGAACUCCAGGAAAAGCCUGGACCAGAGCUGGGAGCAAGACUGGAGGCUCCUCCACAUUUCCAGGGUUUCUGCAAGAGGUCACGGGGCUGGUCACCAUUCCUGGUCACACAGACCUUGGUGUCCAGCCCAGCAUUCCUCAGGGAUGUCCCCCCUGCCCAUCUGAACCCCUUCAAGGGGGGUCACCCCUUGUUUUUCACCCCUUCUCUCCAAGGCUGGGCAGGUAGGAGGAAGUGUCUCUAUCAGUGAAACCUCCAGGGGGGUGUGGACCUGUGAGCUGGACGGGGAGGAGGAAAUAUUUGCAUUUACCUCAUCAGAGCCCGGCUAUAAAAGGGGCUGGGGAGGCCUGAGGCUUCCUCACUUCCCAGGGCAGGUGGGCGAGGAGGAGGCACCGAGGGGGUCAUGGCAGCUUUCCUCCUCUUGGCACCUCUCCUCCUGCUGGGGACAGCGGCUGGCCAGGCAGACACGGAGAUGGAAGGGUGCCUCUGGCUCUGGAACACCACCGAAGGGAAUUUCUCUGUGGAAACAACACCUGAGACUUACCAGGCCAACACAACCUACCUGGUGACGAUAAAGGACGACAGGAACCACAGCAACAGCUCGGGGCAGCUGCUGCUGCAGGCGCUGUCCCCCCAGAACGCCUCGGUGGGGCGGUGGGAGGAUGCAGCCACGGCGAUCUGCAGCUCUGUGCUCACAGCAGUGCUCAACAUCUCCGAGACAGAGAGCACGGCCCGCUGGACAUCCCCCGACAGCGACCUCUCCUCCGUGCACAUCAGGGUCUUCCUCAGCCUCCCUGACAACACCACCGAGCUCAGGAGCCGGGUGCUGACCAGAGGGGCAGAAACCACCACGGUGCCCCCCAACAGCACCAGCUCAGCCCCCAGCACCUCUCCCAGCUCGGGGAGCAGGGCUCAGGGCAGCUCCCGGCUCCUGGCUGCCCUGCUGCUGCUGCUCACAGGCAGCCUGCUCUGCUAGAGGGGGCCCAGCUGGGCUGGGCUGCCCUUCCCCGCUCGGGAGCCACGGGGCUGGGCUGAUUUACUCAGGAAAAAGUUCACUGCUGUGCCUCGGGGUGACCCCUGCACUGCCAGGGGAAAUGGGAAAGGGUGGUGUGAGCGCCCAGCUGAGCCUCCCCUGCUGCCCUACCCACAACCCAGCACAAGGAAAACCCCAGCAGAGACCCCUGUGCCCUGGCCCUAAAGGAAAAUUAAAUAUUCCCAGCAGAGAUCCCUGUGCUCUGGCCCUAAAGGAAAGGGAAAUAUCCCCAGCAGAGAUCCCUCUGCCCUGGCCCUAAAGGAAAAAUCCCCAGCAGAGAUCCCUCUGCCCUGUCUGUAAAGGAAAAGGAAAAAUCCCAGCAGAGAUCCCUGUGCCCUGGCCAUAAAGGAAAAGGAAAAAUCCCCAGCAGAGAUCCCUUGUCCUGGCCCUAAAGGAAAAUGAAAUAUCCCCAGCAGAGAUCCCUCUGCCCUGGCCCUGCAGACACAAAACUGGGUGAGCAGAGCCCACGGGACACUCGUGAAUCCACAAUUUCCUCAUCGCCUGGCAUUCUGUAAAGCACAAAACGCCUGAAGGGAGGAGAAUUCCUCUUCUUCUUCUUCUUCCUCUUCUUCCUCUUAUUCUUUUUUCUUCUCCUUCUCCUCCUCCUCCUCCCUAGCUUUGCCUCUCCAUCCCCUCCUGGCACAGCCCCGAGCUCAGCAGAUGACAAAGUUUCUCUUUAUUUUCCCUCUAUUUUUUUCCCCUGGAAAGGUAAUGUGGGCAUUUUGUGUUCCUCUUUUUUUUUUCUUUUUUUUUUUUUAAUUUUUUUUUUAAUCAACAGCUGAUUCUGUUGUAGGGCAAGAUUAUUGUGUGGGCCAACGGACGUCUUGAUUUUAUUGUUGUUUGUAUUUUUAUAUGGGCAAAACGUUUAUUUAGAAAUUUUCCAACUUGUGGGAAGCAAUUUUUUUUUUUCUUAAACCGAUCUAAAUAAAAUAAGGAAUUAAAAUUGGUUUUGCACCUCCCAUUAUU
This is a messenger RNA of Passer domesticus (house sparrow), 3350 nucleotides long. Its product is annotated as placenta-expressed transcript 1 protein-like. The transcript has 4 exons. The record is from RefSeq and is a predicted model, not a curated record. Gene Ontology annotation, cellular component: external side of plasma membrane; apical plasma membrane. The coding region runs from base 1755 to 2327 and encodes 190 amino acids. Gene Ontology annotation, biological process: wound healing, spreading of epidermal cells; negative regulation of cell-matrix adhesion; positive regulation of cell migration. Lineage: Eukaryota; Metazoa; Chordata; Aves; Passeriformes; Passeridae.